AUGUUACCUUGUGCUCGUGCUGCUACGCUGUGCGUGUACGUCGGACAAGAUGCUCGUCGUCCUGCCUCUCUUAGGCCAGGCACACAGCAUCUUGUGCUCCGCCCAGCCCUUUACAAUCUUACCGCCACCUUGCCUGGUAUACUUGUACUGCUCACCUCGUUGGAAACUUUGAUUAUACCGAGUUGCUGCGGAGCCGGGGGAGGGGGUUAUUUCGGGAGUAUUCAAGGACUCAGUGCUUGUUGA
This is a messenger RNA of Trichoderma gamsii, 243 nucleotides long. RefSeq lists its product as hypothetical. Lineage: Eukaryota; Fungi; Ascomycota; Sordariomycetes; Hypocreales; Hypocreaceae. The record is from RefSeq and is a predicted model, not a curated record. Bases 1 to 243 code for a protein of 80 amino acids. The transcript is spliced from 2 exons.